AGCACGCUGCAGUGUUGAGAAGAGACCAGAACAACAGAAACACGAACAGCACUGCCUCUCCCUCCUCAGGACAUUUACCACGGUUACCAUUGGAGAAGGGGAGGAGCCCACACAAAGAGAAGGAAACAGAGAGGGGGCGAUUGACAUGCAGAAUGUAUGAGACACCAGAGAGGAGGGCCAGACCUGCUGAGGAGUUCUGGAUCCAUCAUUUCAGCGGACAGUUUGACAGAACGUCUGCUGGACUGCAGGAAGCGUCAGCUGACAUGAGAUGAAGGAGGGUCCCCUGCAGAGCUCUUGAGGCAUCAGGUAGGGGCCGUGCUUAUCGAUCACACUCUAAAGGAGAGUCCUCCAGUGCUGACUUUGGACCCGAUGGUGCAACAUUUCCAGCCGGCCUCUCUCAGGACGACAUAAAUCACACAGUGACGUGUUUCAGAGCCGCGUCAGCAUGCAGCGUGUCCUGACUCAGCAGGAUGAGGGUAGAGCCGGAGGGGAAGAGGUAAGAGGGGGUUCUGUGGUAAAGAAUGGAGCCACAGGAGGAGACAAGGUGGAGAAGGAGUCCAUGAUGAUGGAGCUGACCCGGCUGGUGCAGAACCUGGUGAAGGAGAGCAGCUGGUGGGAGAGGAGGGGAGUGGACUGCAGCAUCCUAGCAGCAGCUUUCCUCUGUUUGCCUCUGGCCUUCCUGCUGCUCCGCUCCUCACAGCUGCUGUGGCUUUCUGUGGGCGUGCUGCUGAUGGGCGUGGCUCAUGCUGUGAUCACCAUCAAAGGAACCCACCUGGCCAGUCACGGGGCGCUGAGCGAGUCCCAGGCGUGGGGGAAGUUCUGGGCCAUCUUUUUCAUUGAGAUCUGCGGCUCCUUCUCAGCUCAGGCUGGAGUUCAGGGCCACAUCAAGAUGCAUCACGCUCACACUAACAUCAUCGGACUGGGAGACUCCAGCGUGUGGAAGGUCCCCUCCCUGUCCCGCACAGUCUACCUGUUUGUAGCUCCCCUCGCCGUGCCCGUCAUCACCCCGCUGGUGGCCCUCGCUCAGGUUAAAGGGCGCUCUCUGGCUCUGCUCGUCAGGACCGUCGUGAACAUAACCCUGGGUCUGUACUCGCAGUACUGGCUGUUGACCAACAUCUCUGGGUUCAGGUCAAUGCACAGCGCGCUGCUCUGCAUGCUGGUGUGCAGAGCAAUGUUCUCUGUGCCGUUCAUCCACGUCAAUAUUUUCCAGCAUGUUGGUUUGCCGAUGUUCUCUUCCACGUGCCGCCCAAAAAGGAUUCACCAGAUGACCCACGGCGUGCUGAAUCUGCCGCGUAACCUUCUGCUGGACUGGACGUUUGGACACUCGCUGAUCAACUGUCAUGUGGAGCAUCAUCUAUUCCCCUUUCUGUCAGACAACAUGUGUCUGAAGGUGAAGCCUAUUGUCUCCAAGUAUCUCUCUGAGAAGCAGCUUCCGUAUCAGGAGGACCGCUACCUGUCGCGCUUGCACCUGUUCUUCCAUAAAUACCAGGAACUGAUGGUGUUUGCCCCCCCCAUCACAGAGCUGGUGGGGGUACAGUGAUGAAGGACCUGGACUGAAGGAUGAGGAUUUCUGCAGGCUCUGUGUCAUUAAAAUACCCUUUAACUUGAAAUGAAACACCGAGUUAAUUCUUAUUUUCAAAAACAUAAUACUAAAUACACAUCAGCUGCAAGCUUCAACGAGCAAAACAAAAACCUAAAGGGAUUUUUUUGUCUGUGUGUGUUUCCUUUUAUUAAAUGUAAUUUGAGCUUUUUUAAAUUAACACUCAAGUGAGAGAAAAGUGGCAACUUUAAUUUGAUGCAACUGUUAUAUAUAUUUAAAAAAACUUGUCUGCAUUAAUAAACCAAAGUCUUUUUCGUUUAAUUCUUAACACCAUAACCUCAGGAAGGUCUACACUCACAUUCACAGACCAGGAUGGCACAACCUCAAGGAACAAACUGCAAAGGGUCAGAUGGUCAGUGUUAUUUUGAAAUGAAUCUAAUUAUGUGCCUUGUGUGGCGUUUGAAAUGAGCUGGUUUUCACAUUCAUGUCUAAGUUUGCAAGAAUAAAAGAGGGAGAGAAGUUGGUGUCAAACUGAAUGUUAUCUUCCCUCAUGAUGACGGAACUCAAAGAUGACCUUCCAGUGUUGAUGUGGGCUUUCAUUUGGUUUUUGUCUGUUUGGUUUCCCUCUCAUCAACCCAUUGCAGACCUGUCGAACAUUUCUUGCACUUUUUUUGAACUCAUCAGAAUUUUUUUUCUCAAAUGAUUUCACUAAUUUUUUUAUGUUUUCAGAAAUCUGCAUUUUUGGCUAAAACCUUUUAGCUAUUGCCUUUUUUAAAAUUCCACCGACACGCAAGAGCAGAACACUGAAAGUAUCACGGCGGGUUAUUAGUGUUUUUAAUUUGAGAACUUUUUUAGUUCUUUGAAAAGGCUGUUUGCAUGUUUUCAUUAGUGUUUUGGCCCAGUGGGAAACCAAGCGAAUUUUCCUUAUGCUUUGGUGUGUUAAAAUUUCUUCUGUGUCUAAAAAGAAACACUACAUGCAAACCUGUUGUUUGAAAAACUAUUAACUUUGUGAUGUUAGUGUUGAUUUUUCCCCUUGAAUUUUGAGUGAUAAUUUGUUUCUUCACUAAAUUAAACACUCAAAAAAUACCAACAAAUUUUCCUUUUUAACUACGAUGAACAAAAUGACAAUUGUGUGUAGAAGUUAAGGCAGAAAGACCAAAUACAGGAGAAAUGAUUAUUUUUCUUAUAUUUAAAACUAUUUUAAAAGUACUUAUCUGAGGUUUACUCACUUGAAAAACUCCUGAAAUGUACCCACAAUUCAACAGAGAGGGUGUCUUUGUCUAAUAUUCAUAUGGAAUAGAAAAUGCUGACAUUAAUGUUGUGCUCAUGUACAAACCAGAAGAACCAGUGGUUCCAACAAAACAUCUUCCAUCUCACCUUCAGCUCUUGGAAAGAACUUAAUUCACCAGGAGUCCCUGCCGUUACCAUGGUUACAGACUGACAACAGCAUCUUUCCAGCUUGAAGCUCAUCUUUACUUCUCUUCUCUCAUUUGUAAUGUCCUCCAUUGGUGGAGCCUAUUGACUCCAAUAAUAAAUAAUCCUUCAUUGUCACACAAAAGUAUUUUCUGUUACGCUCACGUUAAAAGAUGUUCUCAUUGGCUCAGCUUCACUAACCACAGCUUUCACUGCGUAAAGAGUUAGUAUCAGUAAAUGUAUGAGAAACCUUUUCAAGGUGUUAGAUUGCUGUAUAUUUACAUAGACAGAACUUUAUGAAAGGACACGUUUUUUAUUUUAAUACUUCCUUUCUUUAUUUGCCAUUUUCUCGGUUUCCUGAUGGGACACGUUUAAAGGAGGUCUGGAAGGUUAAUGGUCCUCUGUUGAUUAAAAAAAGGUCAUAGAUGUACAUUAAAUUGAACAAACAUAAUUUCUAAACAGGAAAAUAAACAGCCUUUAUUUGUUUAAGUCCCACUCCAAUCAUAUGUUGUCAAAUUGUUCCCAGUGGUCUUCUAAUUAUGAUUUUGCCAUGUUUAGCCAAAAAACAAUACCCUGUGUUGUUUUUUAAGGCAUACUUUCUGCAGAAGUACGAGGCUCAUUAGAAAUCCACCUCUAAGUUGUGGGUGGGACUGUUGGCGCAGAGGUUAGCCUCGUUUAUUUCCCAUCAGCCCUUUGUUUACAUUCUCUCCUGCUAGCCUGUAGCACCUUACAAGGCUAAGCUAACGUUAAUGUUAAAAAACCAGCAAGUAAUAUCAGAGCUAUACAGUUGUUCAGUUUUGAGAAAGAUGGCAGCUCAGAAAAGGAAAAUGGAUCUAUUUGUGUAUGAGAAGAUGCAUCAUAAUUGUAAUUGUAAUGACAGUUGCUGCGUUUGGUUUUUCAGUCCGCAGGUUUCAUCUUCUCCUGAUCAACACAAUUGAUUAGAAUAAAGAAAUAUGCAAAAAAAUACAA
Molecule: messenger RNA, 3922 nt
Organism: Oryzias melastigma (Indian medaka)
Lineage: Eukaryota; Metazoa; Chordata; Actinopteri; Beloniformes; Adrianichthyidae
Gene: fads6
Product: fatty acid desaturase 6
Exons: 6
Coding region: 446-1540 (364 amino acids)
Biological process (GO): lipid metabolic process
Cellular component (GO): membrane
Molecular function (GO): oxidoreductase activity, acting on paired donors, with oxidation of a pair of donors resulting in the reduction of molecular oxygen to two molecules of water
Source: RefSeq, a predicted model, not a curated record